Messenger RNA from Prorocentrum cordatum, 612 nucleotides. The record is from the annotation of a GenBank genome assembly. Lineage: Eukaryota; Dinophyceae; Prorocentrales; Prorocentraceae.
GUGGUCACGUGCCAGAUUGGUGGCUACAGCCCCCAUCCACAGAAUUGCAAUGGGACGAGGUUCCAGCACUUUGCGAACGAAUUCAACAUUGCCGCCAUGAACACGUUCAUCCAGAAUGCCUCGGAGUGGACGCGUGUCGGCUCGCGGGGGCACAAGAACAGGAUCAAUUACAUCUUGGGUAAGGCGGACCACAAGUUCUGUUUCGUCGAUGGCCCGCGUAAGAGUGCAGCCAAGCAUUCAGACCUGGUACGGCGUGCAGCUCAUAUCGCACUCAUCGCCGCUCUACGUGCGUGGGGUCUAUCCAGUACUGCUUACGCCUGGGCUCCGAGCAUGGUGACCAAGAGCGUUUGCAUUGACAAGAAUAACAUGGUGGACGACCUAAACAAUCAGGCUGAGCAGGCGGAACGUCUCGGUGACAGACGCAAGUUGUACAAGGUCGCCCAGAGCUCUGCCGGAGUCCAGCGAGGACAGAUGAAGACUGUGAGGGGGGAAGACGGCAGCGUUACCACCAAAGACGCUGCGUACGCAAGAUGUUUUACCCAGCACUUCGCGAACGUCCUGGGAGCUACACUCGCCGAUGCCCCCGAGGUCGAUGACCAGACCGGCGUGUAG